UAGCCGGCAGUCGGUGCUUGGCUUUCGUAGAGGGAAGACGCGUUUGUAUCGUCCACGGUCAUGCCGGUUGUUAAAUUAUGAAUUAAAGCCACGAAAUAUUUUAAAGAAUUUGAGUUUCCGUGUUCUUGUAUAGUGGCGUCUGCUGCGACUGAACGGGAGAUAGCUUGAUCAACAGGAGAGGCGGGUCGGGUUCGUUGUCUUCGUAUAUUAUACACCAGCGUGGUUGUGACAAUAUGACUUGAAUACAUAUACCGUAACAGUGAAGUGUGAAAUUUAUUUGUGACGUUAUAUUGCUAUAAGUGGAAAAAUCUUCAGUAAUAACAAUGGAGGCUCUUGAAAGGAGGGGCAAUCUCGCCGUCAUAUUAGCCACAGUCUGCAUCGCUUUGAUUUACAAUUGUGAUAGUGUUGCUGCUAGGAACCACAGCAUGUCGUACGUGUGUCCGCCCCAGUUCAUCCGACUCGGUCACAGCUGUUACUUCUUCAGUGAGAACAAAGCCACGUGGCAGUCGGCUCUUUUCUUCUGCAAGGAUCGCGAUAGCAACCUAACAGUGCCAGCUAGGUGGGAGGACAGGAAUCUGAGAAACUACCUCAAUAAACCGAACGUCGACAAAGCAAGUCGCUGGAUUGGUGGAAUAUAUGACGCAGCGUCGCGCUCCUGGAAAUGGGGAGGUGAACUUCGACCGAUGCAUUAUCAGUCGUUCUCCAAGAUGAAGAAGCUGACCCCCGAGCAAUUGCAGUUCCAUUGCAUUGCUAUGAUACCCGAACUUCUCUACAGAUGGGCACCAAGAAGCUGUUUCGAGCCGAGGGAGUUUAUUUGUCAAACUAAACUAAAGAAAGUAUCGAAGGCGAAAGUUAAAGAACUACAAAAGAGAUACCAACGAAUGGGAAAAAUCAAUGAGAUAACAGCGCCGAGCGCGAGCAGAGAAGUUGAAGAUGGCCAUAUCAAUGACGUCACCAGUAACCCUGUCUUGAACCCCAAGUCCUUCGACCUUCACCCGAGUCCUCUCAGACGAGGGCCGAAGAAGAAUCCGAUUCGAAACAAGACACACGGCUUUCGACCCAACGAGUUGAAGAAACGAUCGCGUCCCCAUAUUGAGAGACGGCUCAAGAGACCGUUCCCAGGUUAUCAAUGGAACCGCCGCAAACCCGAGGAAUCGUACAAAUACAACAUGGAGCUCCUACUCUCUGGUCGCACGGGGCUCAGUCCACAGCAAGUGAAGUUCCACCUGUCUCGUCUGCAGCGUCUGCGGGACAGGCAGCUAAACCGGAUGAGGGAACGCGACGAUUGGCUUGUCAACGAAACGAAGCCCGCCAUAGUCCGCACCCACGCGAGGACAUACACACUCGAUAAUAACAUCAGCGCUCUCCACCCUAAGACCAUUGUUGAGGAGUUUGACAUGCUUCCACCCCCAGCUCCCGCACCCGUCGUAGUGCCAAGACCCACUCGUGGUAUUUGGUAAACAGUGUUUCCCAGUGAGAUUUCAAUUAAGUUAAGCUUCGUUCGAAUCCUAGCGCUUCGAAUCCUAAACACAGCUUUUAGUACUUUCGCAAGCACCUGCCUAUUUUUAAAUUGCGUUCUGUAGUUGUCUUUUUAUUGAUCUUCUUAUAAAAAUGUACAAAACAUCUUCCCUCGUGAUGGAUUUUUAUUAUUUAGCUACUAUUACAACUAACCUAUUCUUUAUAUUUAAGAGAACUUACCUCUAAACUAAAAUUGUUUUCUACAAUACUUGAAUUAACAAAAAUGAUAACUGCAAUUUACUUAUGUACCCACCCAAUGCGCAAAGAAUCUUUUCUUAUACUUUAAUAAAACAAGUACAUAUUUUUUUAUAUAUACAAUAAUUAUAAAGUCUGGUCUUUAUGGAGAUCGGGGAAAUUACCUUAAAUUGUGUGCACUAAGUCGAUAUACUAAUGAACUAGAAUCUAAACGUAAACAUUCAAAAGCAUUUUACCACAUUAUAAUACGUUUACCGUAAUGUUGGCCAUAUAUAUAAACAUGCAACGGUUUUGUUAUGAUAAAAUUUAUACUAAAUAUAAUUUACUAAUUGUGGCUUUUAAUUAAAAAUUAAUUAGAGUAACUGCCUAGUCAGUAAGAUAAUUGGUAACGUUUUAAAUGUAUUAUGAAUUAAAAAAUAUUGAAUAACUUCAUGAACAAAAUUGUUCAAAAAAACGUACACCACUAACCGCUGUAAUAAUAAUAUUACCGUGUCGUACUUCGUAUUGGCAUUUCUUGAAAUUAUAAUAAAUAAGUGUUAAUCAUAUUACGUUCCACUGUGUAUUUUUAAGGUUCAUAUGUAUUCUACGUAGUUAUCAUAGUGCCAAUAUAUUAGUCCUCGCAUUUAUAGUGUGACAAGUAUGUACCAAGCUUUAUCCUUGUUUUGUUACUAGGAUUAUUUAUUUUUUUUAUGAUUUAGAAACUGAUAACUGAUUAUUUAUACGAAUGAAAGCUCCGAGAGUGAAAAUUGUAUUCGAUAUUUAAUAAUAAAGCUUUUAAUUGAAAUGUCUUUUAUAAUACUGUAAGCACACUUGUAUUUCUCUACCAAUACUACAACUGAAAUUCUAAAAUAAGUCUACUUUAAGUUUUGUGACAAAAAUACUUUUAAAAACUAGAUAUAUGUUUUAUAAACUUUCUUAGGUCAUUUUACUAUAACUAUGUACUCUUUUGACCAGUAUCAUAUUAACAAGUGUCGAAUUCCUAUUCAUUACAUUCGGAAUAAAUAAAUUUCGAUUAUUGUAUUUUUCUUGUAGAUUUAAGAAAAUAAACCUUUGAACAUA
Danaus plexippus (monarch butterfly) is the source of this 2772-nucleotide messenger RNA. RefSeq lists its product as uncharacterized. The coding region runs from base 324 to 1460 and encodes 378 amino acids. The transcript is spliced from 7 exons. Lineage: Eukaryota; Metazoa; Arthropoda; Insecta; Lepidoptera; Nymphalidae. The record is from RefSeq and is a predicted model, not a curated record.